CACGCUGGAUCGACCAGCAGAAAAAGUAACAAAGAUGUGUUCAUUAUACAAGAAGAUGCUGCUGUUGCUGGCCAUCAUGGCAGCGGUGGCGAGGUCGUCCCCAGUAGUUGGACCGGAGCCCAUCCGCUGUGCCCCAUGCACCCAGGAGAAACUAAACGAGUGUCCCGCUAUUCCAGCCAACUGCGGGCAGGUGCUGAGGGAGCCCGGCUGUGGCUGCUGCAUGGCGUGCGCCCUGGAGAGUGGGAGCUCCUGUGGCGUGUACACGGCCCACUGUGCUAACGGACUACGCUGCAUGCCCCGACCCGGGGAAGCUAGGCCUCUGCAUGCUUUAACACGGGGCCAGGGAGUCUGCACUGAGGAUCUGACCCAAGAGGACACUGAAGGGGUCCCGGACCACAGCUCCCUGCAGUACCUCCUGGGAGACACUGCAGAGGCACAUGAGAGCUUCAGGGCCAAAGUGAAUGAAAUUCGGAACAAACUGGUCCAGCAGGGUCCGUGCCACAUUGAGUUGCACGCCGCUCUGGAGGCAAUCGCCAGCUCCCAGCAGGACCUCGGAGAGACGUUUACCACUUUCUACCUCCCAAACUGCGACAAGCACGGCUUCUACAAGGCCAAGCAGUGUGAGUCAUCGCUGGUUGGACCGCCCGCUCGCUGCUGGUGCGUCUCCUCGUGGAACGGAAAGGUUAUCCCUAGAGCGAGUGAGCUUCCUGGUGACACAGAGUGCCACCAGGAAGUCACUUACUAACAAGUAGUUGUAAAUUAUUUUAUAUACCAAGAUAUAUUUAUUCAUUACUUGUAUAUUCUAAACAGCAUUUUUAUUUUUAUAAGCUUUCCCGUGUUUUUUUUUUUUUUCGUCAAUUGUAAAUAGGGCAGCACUGUAUACAUUUGUAUUCCUGACUAAAUAACUCCAUUCCUCAAAAAACCACAGCUCCACAGCCCUGCCAAGCUCAUUUCAGGGUUUUUUUUUUUUUUCUUUCUUUCAAAUCUGGAGUUCGGCGGUGCCCCGCCACAACCAAACAACACAGCCGCUCAUUCAUGCAACAUGUUGACAUUGUCUGAAUGCAUCUUCAUUUCCUCAAUGGGGGAUACUUGGAGGGCCGCAAGUAUGUGCACGUCGGCCAAAUGCAAACAAAUCAGGGCUCAUCCAAGCUGCUUCCCAGCUUCUUCUGACAUGGCCUCUUUUUACAUUUGUCUACCUCAGAUCACCUCUGCUGGGUUUUUUAUUAACUUUUCCAACAUUCUAAUAUUUAUUAUCAUUCAUUCUUGUGUUAAUAUGCUUUUGUUGUUGAUAGCUGAGCCAUCUGCUGGAUUGCAUUGUUUGAAUGUACGUAUAAUAUACAAUAUUGUGCAAACA
Doryrhamphus excisus (bluestripe pipefish) is the source of this 1354-nucleotide messenger RNA. Its product is annotated as insulin-like growth factor-binding protein 1. Gene Ontology annotation, biological process: regulation of insulin-like growth factor receptor signaling pathway. Lineage: Eukaryota; Metazoa; Chordata; Actinopteri; Syngnathiformes; Syngnathidae. Gene Ontology annotation, molecular function: insulin-like growth factor II binding; insulin-like growth factor I binding. Gene Ontology annotation, cellular component: extracellular region. The record is from RefSeq and is a predicted model, not a curated record.